GAAUGGGUAACACUCAGUAACAUAGCUAAUUUAUUAGAACGAUAACAGCGCGUAAGCACAGUUCUUAACGACUAUCUAACCCGAGAGCCUGGACUCAAAAAUGGUUUCAAAACAGUGGCAACCGCGGUUGUUCCCAACAGUGCACUUGUUUUGAAUGUAUAUGAGGCACAUGAUUGGACUGAAGGGUAUGUUGUAAUUCGCAUGCGCACUGAGUCUUUCAGUCGGAAGGACAGUUAAGACCAAUAUUUGUCAGUGGUUAGAGACAUUGGAGGGGAAGAAAGAGUAUAUUUCUCGAUCACAAAGUCUGGGGCAUCGACUAAAUAAUGCAUUACAUGUAAAGGGCAGAAGCAAGCCAGGUGUGCAGAGACUCAUUGUCCUGUCUCACCACACCAACCCUCAACAUGGAUAAUCUGGAGGAGGACCUGACAUGUUCGGUAUGCUAUUCACUCUUCGCUGAUCCCCGUGUCCUGCCCUGCUCCCACACCUUCUGUAAGUCCUGCCUGGAGAACGUGCUCCAGGUCUCUGCUGUCUACACCAUCUGGCGUCCGCUGCGGCUCCCGCUCAAGUGCCCCAACUGUCGCAGUGUAGUAGAGCUCCCGCCAGCGGGUGUCGACGCAUUGCCCACCAACGUCUCCCUCCGCGCCAUCAUCGAGAAGUUCCAGAAGGACAGCCAGCCACGGUCCCCCUCCUGUCCCGAGCACCACAGACAGCCCCUGAACGUCUACUGUGUCCAGGACCGCCAACUCAUCUGUGGCUUCUGCCUGACUGUGGGCCAGCACCAGGGACACCCCAUUGAUGACCUGCAGGCAGCUUUCAUCAGAGAGAGGCAGGCCCCUGCCGGUCUGCUGGGGAAGCUCUCAGACCACCGCUGGGCAGAGUGUUGUCUCCUGAAGUUGUGUGAGCUGGGGCAGCAGCUGGAGCAGGAGAAGGCUAGCUGCGAGGGACUAGUGAGACAGGACCGGCAGGCUGUGGAACAAUAUUUCCAUGGGCUGGAGGUGGUGCUUGCCAGGAAGAAGGUCGCUUUCAUGGGGGCCCUGGAUACUGCGAGCAUGGAAGUGUCCCUGGCCUAUGACCCACUCAUCCAGAGGCUGAAGGGACUGCAGGAGGAGCAGCUGGACCUGGUGUCACUGGGCACAGCUCUAGAGGAUGAAAACUCGCCGCUGGACUUCCUGGAAAAGGUGCAUCUGUUCCGGGAAAGGGUGGAGGUGCUGGUAAAAUCCUCCCUGCCCAAAGUUCCAUCCCUCUCCAUCACCCCCCGAGCUGCUGACUACUUGGAGCAGCACUGGGCGGGGGUGACCAUGGGACACCUAGAGGAAGGGCCAGUCCCUCGGGUCUGUGUCAAGCCCACCGUUGUGGGCAUGGUUCUCGGGACAGAGGCAGUGAACCAGCCUGGAGGCUGGGGCCGGUAUCUAUGGCUGCAGCUUCAACCCAUGUCUCCUGUGGUGCUCCUGGGACUGCUGCUGCUUCUGGUGGCCGUGUGGAUAAAUCCAGUUGUUAUGUCAAUGUGCUCCUCUCUGCUGCAAGUGUUGCACGGCCUCAGCAGCGAAAUGACCAGCUCGAUGUGGGAGAUGGCAGGCUUCCUGUACUCACAGACAGGAGCUGUGAUGGGAAGGUGCAGCUCUGUUAUUUCCACACUGGGGGAAAACUCUUAUCAGCAGCUGCUAUCCCUCUGGUCCUGACAGAAAGACACAAGGUGGGCUCUUUGCUUCUGUAAGAGUCAGGUGAUCUUGUUGAUAGUAUUUUGAUGUGCCUGUUUUGUACAAAGGAAUUUAUUUGUAAGUUUUGCAAGCCAAUGCUAACUUUUCAGUCAUUUUGCAGAUGCUCUUAUCCAGUGCAAAUUAAAAGAACAGUUAUAGAUACGUGUCUUGGCCACAGUGGCAAGUUGACUUAUUUUUCACCUUCGUCUUGGGAUUGUGAUAAAAUUGGAAGUUCACAGGGCCAGCUAAAUGAUAGAUGUUUUCAAAGUUAGUCAUUGUGCUUACACUACUAAGCAACUCUUGUCAAAAUGCAUGCAGAGACACUGAAAUGGUAUCCACAAGUUUAGUUGACUCUGCAGAAAGUUGUCAUUGCCAAAAUAUAUAACUAUUAGUCUGAAAGGGAAUUACAGUAAAAGGCUGCUUGGUGGCUCAGUCAAGCUGCAGUGCUGAACAGUGUUGGGGUUAAUUCCAUUUCAAUUCUGAAAGUACUCAUUCCAUUUGUUUGGUCAGGUUUUGGAGAAGGUACCUGAUUUCUAUAAAAAGGAUCAGAUAACAGGUGACAAACAAAUGUUAAGUUUCUUGGACCAGUUUUGCAGACACAGAAUAGGCCUAGUCUUGGAAUAAUGUAAAUCUCUGUUGAGACUGAUACACCAGGACUGCGAAACUGUCCGCUUUAGUUUCAGUUGGGAAUUUACACUUAGGACCAGAUUCAAUAAUGAUAUUGUCUAAUUGUCAUAGUCAUGUGCUAAUGAACAAUCUGUGUUUACCAUGAAUAACUCUCUCGGUAAGCAUUUUUUACCAGAUUUAUAUGCGUGCUAAUAUCCUGCUACAAUUCAGGAUACUGAUGUAUUAUGUUUUCAAGUUUAGGCAUAAACACCUCAUCCUGUAAACAAUAACCAGAAAGAGUUUUUAGAAACCUGGAUAAGAUGCCUGGGAUAUCCUGAUUUUAGCUGAGAAACUGUUGCAUAUAAAGCAUCUCAACCUGUUGGUUGUUUUUUGAGUUAUGUGCAGGCUGUUAUAUACUAUACUAUGGGUAUUGAAAUGAAAAGCUGACAAAACAAUCAUGUUUCUGAUAUUUAUUGUGGAUGAAUACUCUGCGUAGGUGGUGAAAAAGUUUUCAUUCUGUUGCUGAGACAGGAUUUUACAUUUAGUGUCCUUUUAAUACAAGAAAUGGAUCAUUUUUCAGGACUGCAAUGUGCCCAGAUUUAACAAAUAUACUUCAAUUAGGUAUCAUAUUUGUAAAUGGAAUAAAUGUGAAUGUAAACAAUCUAUCCUGAAAGACUAGCAGGGAUAUGAGCGAUUAUACGCCCAGGAUACUAUGCACAUGUAUACAUUGUCACUGCCUUAAAACCGCAAUGCCUAUAACCUGUGAUUGGAUUAGGCCGCAGCCUUAGGGCUCAACUCAAUCAAACCCACAUUGCGAAAGGAGCUCCUGCAUAAACACUGCAAUGGUCCGAUGAACUCAGACUGGUAUUGGUUACUGUAUAAAAACCAAACUACUACCAGGGCAACCCCACUCACAGGUAUGCAUGUGUUCAUUUUCCGAAUUACAAGUGUGUAGAAACAGGAUACUGUAGACACAGUAAACAUUGCUAUGGUGGGACUGAUGGAAUCCAAGUCAUAACUUUACUGUGCCUAGUACUUGGAACUCAAUAUGCAUAAGGAUCACAAUGACAGGCAGUACAUUGAAGAGAGUGACCUUAACCCUAACUAAAGCUGAUCCAAGGGACAAUCUGCCUCUUAUCAGAAAGGUAAUAUGACACGUUCCAUCAUUUGCCUUAAUACUUACGACAUUUAGCAAGUCAGUGUCUUAAAGGAAUGCAAAGUUUUCAUAACCUCAUACACAGCUGCAGUAUUUCAAAGACAUUACACCUGUACGUUUUAUGCUUUGUAAUAAACAAUUGUUAGGCCUAGAUGAAACAAGCUAUUUAUGUCCAGAAAAGCCUUCUCUGUAUACUUAUUUCAAGUACUGAUUUUCUAUUAAGUGUGUUCAUUCUGUAAUUCAUGUCUGACAAUAAAGAUUCUCCUGCACUCUGCCAGAAUUAAAUGAAUGGAAAAACAGGGUCGGGGUAGAUUCUGAAUUGAGUUUCAAAUCACUCUCCAUUCACUGCUACUCAAUUUAAAUUCUGGAACUUUAUGGAAGCAGUAUUAUUAAAGUACAAUUACACUGAAUGAAA
Esox lucius (northern pike) is the source of this 3874-nucleotide messenger RNA. It is a transcript of the gene trim59, whose product is annotated as tripartite motif containing 59. The transcript is spliced from 5 exons. Gene Ontology annotation, biological process: positive regulation of DNA-templated transcription. NCBI's taxonomy places the organism in Eukaryota, Metazoa, Chordata, Actinopteri, Esociformes, Esocidae. Gene Ontology annotation, molecular function: ubiquitin-protein transferase activity; zinc ion binding. Bases 402 to 1679 code for a protein of 425 amino acids. The record is from RefSeq and is a predicted model, not a curated record. Gene Ontology annotation, cellular component: nucleoplasm; chromatin.